CUUUGACAAUUGGCAGUAUAAAAAACAAUGUGGUCCUUCUUCAUGAGUAUUUGACAAGCACCAUUUUAGAAGACAUAAGGAGAGUCGUCUAUGUGUUCAGUGUCAGUUACCUUAAUUGCUAUACAUUAAAAUGUAACAUACCCCAAACCAACUUAAAUUAUUAACCUACUUGUUUAGAUAACCAUAUAAUUUUCAUAAAGGAAACUAAAGUGAAAAUGAAAACCAACUCUUUAUUUUAUCUAAAGCAGCAGAACUUUUACUCGUGCACCUAGUAACUAUCAUCACAAGUGCUUACAAUGUGCCAAGUACAAUGGGUUUAUUUCCCUUAAUGCUAUAAAAGUGUAAUGAUGUGGGUUCUAAGAUGAGGAUUGGGGGAGGGGUUGUUAAAUGUGUAAAUUUUGUAUAUUAAGGUAGGAGACGGUGUUUUCUAAUUUCCAUCCCAUAUUUUUAGGAUUUUAUUUUUAGCAACAGGGGGAAAGAGAUUGUUAUUUUUUUUGUAGAUUUUAAUAUUUUUAUGUGCAUCAUGCUCUAAAAUCAGGAGUUGGAAGUACAAGAAGAAGGCUCAAGUAUUUGUAGAUCUUCAGUGGUAAGUUGUCACAGGAAAUUAAGAUGAGGCUUCCUCACACAUAUUUAUUUUUGGCUCAGAGUUUGCUACUAGCAAUUACUGGUAAAAGCACAAAAUUUUAGGGAUAGCAUGUUCAAGUUAUAGGUGAUACUGUUUGCAAGGUGGAAUCCUCCCCCAAAAGGAGAAGAGAUGUGAUUUUUUGAAUGGCAUCGCUACUCUUCAUGUGGAUACAUGCAUGUAAUGUUUGCAUCUAAUAAAGUAAUACUGAAGAUACUUUCUCCUUCUCCAACCUCUUCAAUAAUCUGUUGCCACUUUAUCUUUGCAAAUGAAAUGCAGGAAGGAGGAGAGGGAGGAGAGAAAGCCUUUGAAUCUUUACCAGCGGAUGGGUAAACUCAGUUGAUUUAUUAGAUGCUUUUCUCCUCUAAAUUUCUAUAAUUAAGUUAGUUAAUAUUUAGUUGGAUUUAUAUUUUGUCUUCAUUUGGUUAACUCUACAACUGAUCAUUGAUGUGUCCAUUGCCUGAUACCCUUUGGACUGUGUUUAAAGAUUGAGGAUAAAACUAUCAAGGGCAAAACUAGAGUAGGUGACUGAUUCCUGAUUCUUUGUUGUCCUUGAAGACACUGGAUAAUGGAGCCACCUGCAUGUGCCUGCAUGUGUUGGAUUUUGUUAGUUGGAUCCAGCUCCAGCAAAGAGACAACUGAGGUCACGUCAGCACCUUGGAAGGCUGGGAAGCUGGAACUGGAGCAGCUGAGCCAAUCCCCAGACAAACAGGUUUUAACCAGGACAGACUGAGAGAGCGCUUUGCUUUGGAGACUUUGCUCUUUACCUAAGGAUGUGAUCUAUUCACAUCUUUUCCUUUUGCCUUUACAUUUUUGCAAAGAAUAGCAAAUUCAGUAAAGCUAGAAAUGCAGAGUGAUGAAGAGUGUGACAGGAAACCCCUGAGCCGUGAAGAUGAGAUCAGGGGCCGUGAUGAGGGCAGCAGCCUAGAAGAACCCCUAAUUGAGAGCAGCGAGCUGGCUGACAACAGGAAAGUCCAGGAGCUUCAAGGCGAGGGAGGAAUCCGGCUUCCGAAUGGUAAACUGAAAUGUGACGUCUGUGGCAUGGUUUGCAUUGGGCCCAAUGUGCUUAUGGUACAUAAAAGGAGUCACACUGGUGAACGUCCCUUCCACUGCAACCAGUGUGGAGCUUCUUUUACUCAGAAGGGCAACCUUCUGAGACAUAUAAAGUUACACUCUGGAGAGAAGCCGUUCAAAUGUCCUUUUUGUAGCUAUGCCUGUAGAAGAAGGGACGCCCUCACAGGACACCUCAGGACCCACUCUGUGGGUAAACCUCACAAGUGCAACUACUGUGGACGAAGCUACAAGCAGCGCAGUUCACUGGAGGAGCACAAGGAACGCUGCCACAACUAUCUCCAGAAUGUCAGCAUGGAGGCUGCCGGGCAGGUCAUGAGUCACCAUGUACCUCCUAUGGAAGAUUGUAAGGAACAAGAGCCUAUUAUGGACAACAAUAUUUCUCUGGUGCCUUUUGAGAGACCUGCUGUUAUAGAGAAGCUCACAGGGAAUAUGGGAAAACGUAAAAGCUCCACUCCACAAAAGUUUGUGGGGGAAAAGCUCAUGCGAUUCAGCUACCCAGACAUUCACUUUGAUAUGAACUUAACAUAUGAGAAGGAGGCUGAGCUGAUGCAGUCUCAUAUGAUGGACCAAGCCAUCAACAAUGCAAUCACCUACCUUGGAGCUGAGGCCCUUCACCCUCUGAUGCAGCACCCGCCAAGCACAAUCGCUGAGGUGGCCCCAGUUAUAAGCUCAGCUUAUUCUCAGGUCUAUCAUCCAAAUAGGAUAGAAAGACCCAUUAGCAGGGAAACCUCCGAUAGUCAUGAAAACAACAUGGACGGCCCUAUCUCUCUCAUCAGACCAAAGAGUCGACCCCAGGAAAGAGAGGCUUCUCCCAGCAAUAGCUGCUUGGAUUCUACUGACUCAGAGAGCAGCCAUGAUGACCACCAGUCCUACCAAGGAAACCCUGCCUUAAACCCCAAGAGGAAACAAAGCCCAGCUUACAUGAAGGAGGAUGUCAAGGCUUUGGGUACCCCCAAAGCUCCCAAGGGCUCCCUGAAGGACAUCUACAAGGUCUUCAAUGGAGAAGGAGAACAGAUUAGGGCCUUCAAGUGUGAGCACUGCCGAGUCCUUUUCCUAGACCAUGUCAUGUACACCAUUCACAUGGGUUGCCAUGGCUACCGGGACCCACUGGAAUGCAACAUCUGUGGCUACAGAAGCCAGGACCGUUAUGAGUUUUCAUCACACAUUGUUCGAGGGGAGCAUACAUUCCACUAGGCCUUUCCAUUCCAAAGGGGACCCCUAUGAAGUAACGAACUGCACAUGAAGAAAUACUGCACUUACAGUCCCACCUUCCCUCAGAUGUUAACAUACCUUUUUUUUCUUUAAAUAUUAUUACUGUCAUUAAUCCUUACUUUGUGGAUGCAGUGUCAUUUGCUCUGCCUAAUAACAAUAUGAAAGAAGCAGAAGAGAGAAGGGACAGGGGAUAUUCUUUCUUGAUAACUUGGCUAGUUUAUAUUUUGUGGGAAUUUAAGAGCAGUUCAUUUCUGCCAUGCAUAGAUAUAAGGCAUAUUAUGCUUUGGAAAAAAAAAAUCACUUCAUUCAUAUAGGUUCACCUAAGAGAUUCUAAUUUGCCACUGAUGUUCAGGAAUAUGAUCUGAAGGCAGGAAUGUUGAGAGUUUUCCAGGUAGGAUUUGUGCAGUUGAAAUGGUACAAGCAAUUUUACUCUUUAAAGAAGAAUGUUUCAAAAUGUAAACUUAUUUUUCCCUCUAGAGAUCAUGGAACACAAACGCAUUGUUAUUUUCAGUGAUAACUCCUUGGAUGAGUUGUUAUUGUAUGUUUACUUCCCCUAUGGAAUUUAUAAUACAGUAUGUUACACACUGUACCACAUAGUAAAACUUUUAAACUACAGGUAGUUAAGGAUACCUACAGUACAUCCGAGGUCCUAUGAUCUUAUUUUUCUAAACUUAAGCACUGUUUUUCCAUAGUUUUGAUGACUGGCAUUUUAUAGACACCCUGGCAGCCUUACUUUUAACACCUUUAACUAAUAGUGUUUUUAUGUAGUUUUCAGAAUAACAUAUGGUCUAAGAAUGGCUAAGUCAACAGUUUCCAGAAGGGACCUCUACUUUUCAUAAAUUUGUUUGGGAAGUUUUCCUUUAAAAGUUGUAAGGUGAUGGCAGCAUAGUAUAUGUAUUUGUUUCUGAAAGUAUGCUUGUGAUUGUCACUUUAACAUUUAAUCAGUGUUAACAAGUCAGCAGAAAAAUAUAAUUAGGCUAACAGUAGGGGGAAAAAAUCUACUCAGAAAUCUCUUUUCUGGUAUUUCUCUUUUCACGAGUUUUUUUCAAGCUCUGACCACCCAGUGUUCGUCCAUAGUCCAUUCUUUUUGUACUCUUCUAGUGGAAGGUCUUAAAAAUCUUGCUAUAGGCUCUUUUCUUCAACAUCUUAGAGCAAUUGCUAUUUUGACUGAAAUGUGGUAACUUGAAUGCCAUAGGUUAUGGAACUAGGGCUAUUUAUUCUAGUAUUUGUUCAAUAAUUAUAUUUCCCACUUUUGGUGCAAGGAAAGGGGAACUUUGUAACCUAUACAUCGAACUAUAGAUGAAACGAAAAACAAAACUUAUUUUUAUCCUUCUUGGAGUCUAGAAUGUGACUGAACCUCCAAGUGAAAGUGACUAUGUCCUGUACUUGUCAGAAGUGAAUCUCAAUCCCAUGUUGCCAUAUUUCAUGUGCAGAUUUUCAUUUCAUUUCUGUGGGUGCUCUGUGUUUUCUUUGCAAUCCAACAGCAUUGGAGGGAAGGAAACAAGUGAGACUGAUUAAAGUCACUUUGGGGGACACUCUUGGGAGGCAAAACUUGCUGAUUUGUUUAGGAAGGACAGGCCUGAACAUGACUGGCUUAUCAAUAACCAUUUAUGAAUACUGAAGUUCUGUUAAGUAGUAACUGAUAACUACUCUAAAAAAAAUCAUUAAAUAGGAUACUGAAACUAUGUUUCUUAACACAAAAUGUUAUGAGAAAUAGCAAAACUAGAGGUCUGUGGAUAGAUAAGCAAGUCUGGCCCUAACACUGCUCUUCAGUCAUUUUCUUGCUUACCAUCUGCUUAUUUAAACAACUUCUAAGCAUGAACUCAGCUAGAGCUAAGCAAAAAUGGUUACAACGCAGCUCUCUCUUAAGGGAAUCCAAACGAUUCCCUUAAAUCUAAGAGAAUGCACCAAAAGAGAGAUGUGAAAUGUUUUAAAUAGAAUGUCAACUCUCAUUUUUUUUUUCCUGCAUGCUUUAGUACAUUACAAAUGUACAGUUUAUUUAAGGUGAAGCAUGUCUUUGAGACUCCCUUACCCCACCCACUCUAACCACACAUAAAUGAAAUUUUGUUUGUUUUUCCUUUUGGAAGGGAAUAAAUAAUUUAAGAUUAGUGAUUUUGUGUUUUACUUCAAUUUAAGGAAACAUUUGGAUGGCAGUCAAUAUGUUCAUAACUUUGGCUGCGUGUGAAUUUUUGCUGGCGCCAUCUAUGAAUCUUCUUCCUGCCUACUAUGUUGUGGUUUUUUUUUUUCAAUGUAUGAGCAGUCAUGUACCUACCUGCCCUGGGAUGAAACUGAAUUUAGGUAGACCUGAAGAGUUAGUUGUAUACUACUCCUGUGAGACAGCACUAAUGCACUCUCCUUUUCUGAUUUCAUCUUCUGGGGAAUCUAUUUCAUUGAAGGGACUAUUUGUGAGAGUGUAUUUGUUACCAGCCUAUACUUGUACUUUCUUAGCUUCAUGAUGUGAGGAUCAGAAAGAGGUAACGGUGGCUCAGGGUAUUGCAGGGACAAAUGAGGACAAGGUCAAUUCAAACGUGUAGGUUAGAAAGAAUUUUUAUGGACACAGUGCUUUCUGGGAAGCUCUUGCUGGCUGGCUCUAAUUCACAAAAGGAAAUAUGCAAAGUGGUAAUACCUAAAAAUAAGUUGGGGGGUUCAGACACCAAAUAAAUCAAGUUUUACACAACAGUUAUAUUCCCGGUUUAUUUAGGUGAGAUUUUACAUUACACUUUUUUUGAGGAGCUUGAAAAUGGGUUAGCCUCUGUAUUUUCCAGUUUGGCAAAAAUUCAGAAAUGUAUCACAUCGCUCUGCCCUAAUUUUGCCCAGAAUUUUAUUGCCAGUUCCUGUUGGAGAAGUGUGCUGCAUCUCUCUAAUAGUGGUCAAUCACUUUUAAAGAGCCAUUGUAAUCUGGCUUUUAAAAACAAUGAAAAUUACCAAUAAGCAGAUUGGAAGAGAUUUUGAGUUGUUGAAACAUUCCAGUGUUGAGAACUUUCUGGAGGGACAAAAUGGGAGAGUAAGAGAUUUAGGUCUGGCUACAAGGUAGGGGGUGUCUCUCUACAUACAUACAAGUAUGUAUGCAUCAUAGUGUGUAUUUGUGUGUACAUACACAUUCUUUUAAACAAAAUUCAUGAAAAGCAAUUAGAGUGAUCAGAUGUGUUGUAAAAACAAAGGGAGAGAGAGUUAAAAUUGCAGUUAAUUCCUGAGCAAUUUAGCAGAUUUACUUUACCAGACUGUAUUAGGAAAUAUUUUUAGUUACUAGUGUAUCUUCAGAACUAGUGGCGACUAAUAGACUUAAAUCUGGGGUCUUUACUGUUUACUUCCAGAACAAAUCAAAAAAGUCAGUCCAAAAAAAAAAAAAAAGAUUUUAAGCUGAUUUUUCAUAACCUCCAAAGUGAAAAAAACACAAAUUAGUUUUGAAUAAGAAGAUACAGAAAGCAAAUGAUCACCUGUUGGCAAAUGUAGAAAGACAGGAAUAUUUUAAGUGAGUCUGAUACCGUUUUUAUUUACAGUUUUUUCGUCCCAGUUAUGCAAACCACAAAACCACGAAGUCUUUAUGAUAUUUUAUAAGUGUUUGAUAAAAUCUACAUCAGUGAAGGCAUUUAAAUGAAAAUUAUGUUUUAUUUAUUUUCUGAACGUUACUUCAUUCUGUCUCCAGAAUGAUUCCUUAAGGUAGAGAAAGAACAGGAAAGGCAGCAAAAAAUACAAACAGAAAACUGUAUUCCUCUGGUUUCAAGACAAAACUUAUAUCAUAAAAGGUACUGGCUGUAUUACUUCUUUUUUUAACUUUGAAUUUCUCACUUUACAAAAAGGGAUAAGUUAUAUUUGUGGUCAUCUUUUAUAGUUUAUAUUUUAUUCUAGUAAAGCACUAUAUGUACGAAGAUUAUUCUGAAACAGAAGACUCCCCAAAUGCAAAAGAAAAAGAAAAGGGGAUGAAACUGAAGUUUGUACAUAGAAAAGUUAUCUUAGAAAUGUUUUUGAAUCUCCAGUUUCUGCAAAAUAAUUAAAAUAUACAGUAACUGGUCUCUUAAGAUCCUGAAUUUAAUGUAUUAAAUACUUACAAAAUUUCUCUUUAUUGGUGCCUUUUUAAAAUGCAUUGAGAAAGUGUUGGUUAGCUGUUGUAGCUCUCCAACACUUUUUAUUAUGUAUUUUUAAAAAUCACUUAAAAUUGAGUAAAAUAUAGUUCAUCUCCAUUUUCUUAGGGCAAAACCGUUAGAGGUAUUUCUAAUACAGAGACUUACAGCUCAUCUCUUUAAAAUAAAAGGAAACCUUGAAACCAGAUUUUAGUACCUUAUUAGUUUGGUAAUAUUUUCUGAAUACUAUUACAAGAUUAUGCAGGUAAAAUAUGAGGUAGAGGGAUAUUUUAGCUGUGAAUUGUAUUAUGGUAUGUGUUUGUUUUGUUUUAAGGAAGAAUGAGUUUUAGUGUCAUACAAGGAUUUAUUAGUGGAAUUUUGGUCAGUGAAAUACAGUAUUGUUUUGGUAUUUCAUUCUCAGACUAGUGCUGUUCUAGUCUUAGAAUCUCUGUCUUCUAAUCUGUUCAUGUUUCAUGGAGUAAUGUAAAGAAGCAGGUAAUUAAUUCUCCUUGAACAAAACUAAAGUCAACAGUCGUAUCACAUUGCUGUUCUCCAAAGCAUAAUCUCAAAUGGUUUCCUUACCAUGGUUGUGUAUUACUUGCAAUGGAUAUGUUAGGAUAUGACAGCUUUUUUAAAGUGAGCUGCUUGGUAUACAAAGCAAAUGUCAUAUGACCAAGAAGCUGUGAUAUGCUAGUGUUUCUUUUUAAUCAUAGUGUAUUGCUAGGCCAAAUAAUGACACCUUGAAUAUUUUUACAUUUAUUGCAACAACCUAAAAUUUGGGGAUUUGUGUAAGGUUUUUAUGUAAUAUUAUAUUUCUAGCUUUUUAGUUUUCUCUUGCUAUAAUGUAAGUUUCUGGAUAUCUUUCACAUGCACUCUUAAAAAUAUGUUCCUAAUUCUGUUUGUGGGAUUUUUCUCCCAUUACAUUACAUUUGUAUAUUUUCUGUAUAAAUUUGUUGUGAAUUAACCUUUAUCCCAUACAGAGAAUGGUACCUGAAUGACUAGUUUUCUAAGAUGUCCUUUUUAUUGUGAAUAAAAUAUAAAAUGUA
Messenger RNA from Manis pentadactyla (Chinese pangolin), 8015 nucleotides. It is a transcript of the gene IKZF2, whose product is annotated as IKAROS family zinc finger 2. The record is from RefSeq and is a predicted model, not a curated record. Lineage: Eukaryota; Metazoa; Chordata; Mammalia; Pholidota; Manidae. The coding region runs from base 1469 to 2890 and encodes 473 amino acids. Gene Ontology annotation, biological process: regulation of transcription by RNA polymerase II. Gene Ontology annotation, molecular function: DNA-binding transcription factor activity; RNA polymerase II cis-regulatory region sequence-specific DNA binding. The transcript has 6 exons.